Messenger RNA from Gasterosteus aculeatus aculeatus (three-spined stickleback), 1607 nucleotides. The record is from RefSeq and is a predicted model, not a curated record. NCBI's taxonomy places the organism in Eukaryota, Metazoa, Chordata, Actinopteri, Perciformes, Gasterosteidae.
AACGAGGCGCCGCAGAUUCGUAUCCGCAGCAGCAGCAGAAGCACUUUUUGUCUGAGCGCUCGUCUGCGACGCAAACGCCGCCGGUAUUUAUCGCACUCAGACGGAUUUGAUGUGAAUUUUCUCCUUCCGGAACGAGCGGGAAUUAUAAAUCACGUGAGACCCGAGGAGCCGGAGAUGCCUCCACUGAGGGCCAAGAAGCCCGCGGCCACUGCGGGGGCCAAGGGGCCCAGACCGCACGCGACCACCACUGAGAACCAGGAGGAAGGCGCGCAGGUGAAGCGGUCCUCGUCGCCCCCCCACGGAGCCCCCAAGAAGAGGACUGCGUUCAUCGACAUCACCAAUGCUCAUAAGGUCCAGAUCAGCUUCCCGGGGAGGAGGAAGAAGAAGGAGGCGACGAAGAAGCCGCCAGCGAGGAAAGCGAGCGCCCCGUCGUCGGUGGCGACGAAGAACCAGGCCAACCUGAAGAAGUGUUCGUCGGAGAGCUCUGAGGAUGCGCCGGCUGAGCGGGAGACCCCUGAGGAGGAGGAGGAGGAGGUGGAGGAGGAAGAGGAGGAGGAGGCAGCUGCGGCCCCAGUAGAAGAGCUGGUGGUUGCAGCGCCCCCUGCUGGCGGGGAAGUGCCGGCUCACCUCCAGAAGCAACACGUCCCGGCCGAGUUCGACAUCGACUCUGAGAGCUCCGAGGACUGUUACAUGUGUCCCGAGUACGCCAAGGACAUCUUUGACUACCUCAAACGAAGAGAGGAGAAGUUCGUCCUCUGUAACUCCAAGUCCCGGCAGCCAAGCCUCAACCCGGGGAGGAGGGCCCUCCUAAUCGCCUGGCGGGUGGAAGUGCAGGAGAACUCUGAGCUGUACCACGAGACGCUGUACCUGGCCGUGAAGAUGACGGACCACUACCUGGCCAGGACGCCGGUGGACCGGGAGCUGCUGCAGCUCGUCGGCUCCACCGGGAUGGUGGUGGAGGCCCUGAAGCAGGCUGGAUCUGAGUGGACCCUUUGUGUUCUCAGGGUGUUCUUCGAGGUGGCCUCCCUGCCGUUGGUCAGCGGCGACCUUUUGGAGGAAGCGUUAUCUCAGUGAGACGGGGGGAGAAGACGCAGCCCGGCCAGUCUGUACAUAACGAUGUUAAUAUGUUAAAUAUUUAUACGUGUUCUCUGCUGUCUUCUAUAGAACGGUGGAAAUAAACCUUUUUAAUUCCAGUUUGUGGUGGAAAAGAGUUGUUCUGCAGACUUUUGUUGUGCCAGUUCUGUUAAAGUUGUUUUUAAUGGCUUUUAUCGUGUUGCAUUCUGAAGACGCAGUUAUUUUGGCAUUUAUUUUUUUUAAAAGAACUUUUAAUAAGAGGAUACAAAGGAAAAGAAAUCUGUAAUUACGAAGAUGGUUCACGCUUCCUCUCAGUAAAGGUUUACUUUUUACUGAUGAAUUAUGCGCCAGCCCAAACAUUUAAAUAGGUUUUCAUACAUUGUUAAAGUUGUGUAUUUCCAUACGUUGUACAGUGUUUAUCAUGUUAAUAUCACUAUGCACAUUAUUUGUAUAAAAGACGACCAGAUGAUGCUAUUUUUAAAUGGCUGUCAUGCGUGCUCUUAAAAUAAAGUUGUUUUUUUCCGUUCUUUUGA